AUGAUUGAAAAAGAGGCCUUGGCAAUUAUCUUUGGUGUCAAAAAGUUUCACCAGUACCUGUUUGGUCGACGGUUUACUUUGCUGACAGAUCACAAACCCCUAACCUACAUCCUUGGUCCGAAACGAGGGAUUCCAGUCCUUGCCGUGUCUCGCCUACAGCGAUGGUCCAUUCAACUGGCAGCUUACACUUAUGACAUUGACUAUCGUGCGUCUAAGAACCAUGGAAAUGCAGACGCAUUGUCUCGCUUGCCUAGGAAAACCAUUGAAGAAGCUGACAACUGGUCGAUAGAGGGAGAUCAAGUCAACAAACAUGGUUGGCCAGCAGAAGAGAAUACGCCAGAGGAACUCAGAUUUUAUCGCGCCAAACGUGAAGAGUUUACAUUUGAGGAUGGUUGUUUGUUGCGUGGUACAAGAGUAGUGAUACCCUCAAGAUAUCGACAGGAAGUGCUGUCUGAAUUACAUUUUAACCACCCAGGAAUGGUGCGAAUGAAGUCUUUGGCACGAUUGCAUGUCUGGUGGCCCAACCUGGACGGUGACAUCGAACAGACCGUGAGAGAUUGCAUUGAUUGUCAAGCAAACCGUUGUAGGGCGCCUUUUAAGGUUGUCAACCCAUGGAUCUGGCCUACUCGCCCGUGGCAGCGUUUACAUGUCGAUUUUGCUGGACCAUUCAAUCGAGGAAUGUUUCUUAUAGUGGUUGAUGCCAAGUCUAAGUGGAUGGAAGUGAUUCAAAUGUCCUCCACCAGUGCCUGCGCCACAAUUGGAGCUCUACGCGGCUUGUUUGCUACGCAUGGCUUGCCGGAGGAGAUAGUGGCCGACAAUGGUCCGCAGUUUGUCGCAGGGGAAAUGAAAGAUUUCUUAACUUCCAAUGGUGUUCGCCUGUGUUUGUCGUCACCAUAUCAUCCUGCAUCCAAUGGUGAAGCUGAACGUGCAGUUCGGACAUUUAAGGAAGCCAUGAGAGUUAUGAAGAAUGGACCGGGUACCUAA
Messenger RNA from Stylophora pistillata, 984 nucleotides. RefSeq lists its product as uncharacterized. The record is from RefSeq and is a predicted model, not a curated record. Lineage: Eukaryota; Metazoa; Cnidaria; Anthozoa; Scleractinia; Pocilloporidae.